GGUAUGGCUUGCCUUCUUCGUAUGGGUUUACACUCGACAUUUUGUAGGCUGUUCACAGAGAAGAGGAGGUGAUCGCCGGGCACUGAGGUGCUAGAAGAUACUAUGCAGUGAGUGCUUUUCGAGUCUGCUGUUGGCCUUCGACAGUCGACGAAGGGAUGCGGUGCCUUCGACGAUGGUGCGAAAGCUUCCCAGUUCCGUCAGUUCUUGCUCCCGUUGUCAGUGUGCCAGGCUUGCCUCACGCGUUUGCUCCGACUCUCCGCUCUCUCACCAACCAGAUCACCAACCAACCAACCAACCACAAAGCUGCACAUCAGCCUCCACCGCUUCAUCUUCAAAAGUCCUUCGGACAAAGGCAAAUGACAUCCGCUGCAGCCAAUUACAAAUCGUUAUAUCCCGCUCCAGACCUCCUGUCUCGCAUCCUCUGUCGCGCAGCGCUCACCGGCUCGCCAUCGGAUCGGCGCAACUGCCUCUUGGUGUGCAAAGCAUGGAGCGUCGCAUUUUCCAGUCGGAAACCGUUACUUGUCAAAUACAACUUCCACAGAACGGAGGGACUUCCCGAUGGAGACAUCUAUAACCUGAACAGUGCCGGGGGUAACAUAGUCUCAAGCUUGGAUUGGGGCAUCGAGACAAUAGGUUGUAUUUGUGUGUAACACAUAGUUCAUCAAUGACGAUCAAGGAAUAGGAAAGUCCAUUAUACAUAUAAACCACCAAGAAAAGAUUACCGAGCAGCAGUUGUCGAUGCUCCACCAGCCGGCUGAGCCACCGACGACGACGGCGUUGCGGUCGCUCCCACUGUAGAAGCAGUCUUCCCACUGUUCCGGAGGAGGUAUACUGCAAGGUAUUCACAUGGGUUUGGUGGUCUAUGA
Messenger RNA from Fimicolochytrium jonesii, 866 nucleotides. RefSeq lists its product as uncharacterized. The transcript has a single exon. Bases 156 to 650 code for a protein of 164 amino acids. Lineage: Eukaryota; Fungi; Chytridiomycota; Chytridiomycetes; Spizellomycetales; Powellomycetaceae. The record is from RefSeq and is a predicted model, not a curated record.